AUGAUCUUUGCUCCGCUGGCGGAUUCCCUGUUUGCUUCAGCAAAUUCCGGGCAGGUGUCGCCGGUCGCACAGCUUGCUGAGGAGGGGGACGAGACACCGUGGUACAACGAAUUUUCCAGGCCUGCUCCCAGCACAAGCGACGGGAGGCACAAAGUGGAAAGGACAUCACUGCUUUGCAAGGUGGACAUGUUGAGCACUGGUGUGGAGGACACGCUUCCACACUACACGGUACAGGAGUUUGCGGCUGGCUUCAAGAAGACGUUGGCUUUCCAGACAUGCGCAAAGAAGCAGGACGGAGGCUCGUCAGGCAAGGGCAUCGAUCUGGAUCAUCAAGCAGAAAGCUGGCAGCCACUGCACGUCACCCCACGGGAGGGUGUUCAUGGGCGCGAGGGUCACGCUGUGCAAGGCGAGGGCAUCUGCAUCAUUAGACGGAAAGCUGGCAACUACUGCACUUCACUGGUCGUGAAAGUGUUCGUGGGCGAGGACGACACGCUGAGCAGGGUGGCCACGUUGAGCAUUGGUGUGGAGGACGUGCUCCCACACUACACGGCAGAGGAGUUUGCGGCUGGCUUCAAGAAAGCGCUGGCUUUCCAGAGUUCUGCAUGA
This is a messenger RNA of Symbiodinium sp. CCMP2456, 606 nucleotides long. NCBI's taxonomy places the organism in Eukaryota, Dinophyceae, Suessiales, Symbiodiniaceae. The record is from the annotation of a GenBank genome assembly.